Molecule: messenger RNA, 327 nt
Organism: Prorocentrum cordatum
Lineage: Eukaryota; Dinophyceae; Prorocentrales; Prorocentraceae
Source: the annotation of a GenBank genome assembly
AUGCCGAGCUGGCCUUUCGGCACCUGUCCUUGGAUAGGCUCGUGCAUGAGGACAAGUGCAGUGGGGAUGAAGCUUGCCUGGCCUUUCGUCUUCCGCAGACGGAGUGCUUUUCAUGCUGAUCUUCAUAGUCUGAUCGUCGCUCAGUUCGUCAUGCACGUUGCUGUGACAAUAGCGCUUCUACCAUAUCCCAUGGCUCGAGUUGAGUAUGAUGGCAAACAAGAGGUCUCAGCUGCAGCACAUUCUGGACAGGAGGGCGUCGCACCACCUACAGAGGUGGGGUAUAGCACCUUACAGGUGCAAGCGAAGUGCCAUGUAUGCCAAAUAUAA